AUGCUUUGGAAACUGACGGAUAAUAUCAAAUAUGAGGAAUGUGAGAUGUUAGUGCACAGUUUUUCGGCUAUGGAGCGCCACGACAGUACCAGCAACGGGACAGCCCGGCUACCCCAGUUGGGGACCGUGGGUCAGUCUCCCUACACCAGCGCCCCACCGCUCUCCCACACCCCCAACGCCGACUUCCAGCCCCCUUACUUCCCACCCCCUUACCAGCCCAUCUACCCCCAGUCUCAGGACCCCUACUCCCACGUGAACGACCCGUACAGCCUCAACCCCCUCCAUGCCCAGCCACAGCCCCAGCACCCAGGAUGGCCGGGACAGAGGCAGAGCCAGGAGACGGGGCUGCUCCACACGCACCGGGGUUUGCCCCACCAGCUCUCGGGGCUCGACCCACGCAGGGACUACCGGCGGCACGACGACCUGCUGCACGCCCCGCACGGGCUGGGCUCGGGGCUGGCCGACCUGCCCCUCCACUCCAUCCCCCACGCCAUCGAGGACGUGCCGCACGUAGAAGACCCCGGUAUUAACAUCCCAGAUCAAACUGUAAUUAAGAAAGGCCCCGUGUCCCUCUCCAAGUCUAACAACAACGCCGUCUCCUCCAUCCCCAUCAACAAGGACGCGCUCUUCGGCGGGGUGGUGAACCCCAACGAGGUCUUCUGCUCGGUGCCGGGCCGCCUCUCGCUGCUCAGCUCCACCUCCAAGUACAAGGUCACGGUGGCGGAAGUGCAGAGACGCCUGUCGCCGCCCGAGUGCCUCAACGCCUCCCUGCUGGGCGGAGUGCUCCGGAGGGCAAAGUCUAAAAACGGAGGGAGAUCUCUGAGGGAGAAACUGGACAAAAUAGGACUAAACCUGCCAGCCGGGAGGCGUAAAGCUGCUAACGUUACCUUGCUCACAUCACUCGUGGAGGGAGAAGCAGUACAUCUAGCUAGAGAUUUUGGGUACGUUUGUGAGACAGAAUUUCCUGCCAAAGCAGUAGCUGAAUUUCUCAACCGACAACAUUCCGAUCCAAACGAGCAAGUCACAAGAAAAAACAUGCUUCUAGCAACAAAACAGAUCUGUAAAGAGUUCACCGACCUGCUGGCUCAGGACCGAUCUCCCCUGGGGAACUCGCGGCCCAACCCCAUUUUGGAGCCGGGCAUCCAGAGCUGCCUGACCCACUUCAACCUCAUCUCACACGGCUUUGGGAGCCCGGCGGUGUGUGCUGCCGUCACCGCCCUGCAGAACUAUCUCACCGAGGCGCUCAAGGCCAUGGACAAAAUGUACCUCAGCAACAACCCCAACAGCCACACAGACAACAGCACCAAAAGCGGCGACAAAGAGGAGAAGCACCGAAAGUGAGGAUGCCCCCCCCCCACACUCCUCUCCCUUCCCCCUCAUAGCCCAUCGAUCCAUUCAUCUCCCUCCUCCCUCUCCCCGGGACCCAGCACCCCAGGCUACAGCAACAGAAUGAGCGUCCUUCUGCCAGUCCUGUUCUCUGACUCUGCAGGACUGCUCUAUCCUUUCCCCACACCCCUUCCCAGCAUCCACAUUUCCAUUUGCUCCCACUUAAAUUCCCCCUUCUUCCCACUGCCAUCAUCGUUUUACCCGUUUGGAGCCUAAGAGAACAGAACAGGGGGACGGAGCCAGCAAAGAAAAAAAGUUCUGUCUUGAGUUUGUGAACUCUUUUUUAAAUAAAACAAAAAGAGAAAAAAAACCAACAAAAAAAUAAAGCAAAAAAGAAAAGGACUUUUUUUUCUAAAAAUAUAUUAAAAAA
Pseudopodoces humilis (Tibetan ground-tit) is the source of this 1756-nucleotide messenger RNA. NCBI's taxonomy places the organism in Eukaryota, Metazoa, Chordata, Aves, Passeriformes, Paridae. The record is from RefSeq and is a predicted model, not a curated record.